UUCUCUCUCGUAGGCAAACUCAGGAUCUCCCUGGGCGGCGCUCUCUGGAGAGCUGGCCCCUUCCGCUGCCUGCUCCCUCCUCUGAGCUAGCAGUUUUUGGAGCUUGGAGCACUAGAUCCAGCAGCCAUGGGGGCGGGCCAGCCCAAGGGGCUGCCUUCCCCGCAGUGACGUCCCAGGAGGCGGAGGGGCAACCAACUAACGGACUCUGCGCCCUCCCGGACUCCUCCCAGUCAGUGGGUCCUUCGGAGAUGCGGCUGCCUUGGUGGCAGUUGCCCAAACGCAGCCGCCUGUUUGCCCACUUCUCUGCCUUAGUUCUGGGGUGUCGGGACGCACUGGAGUCCAGCAAUGCAGCCAGGACCAGCGCUGCGGGCCGUGUUGCUGGCUGUGCUGCUGGCAGAACCGCGGGGUUCGAAGGGUCGCCUGCUGAGCGCCUCGGACUUGGACCCCAGAGGAGGGCAGCUGGUCUGCCGGGGAGGGACUCGGAGGCCCUGCUACAAAGUCAUUUACUUCCGUGAUGCUUUUCAAAGAGUGAACUUUGAGGAAGCCAAAGAAGCCUGCAGGAGAGAUGGGGGACAGUUAGUCAGUAUCGAAACAGAAGAUGAACAGAGACUGAUAGAAAAGUUCAUCGAAAACCUCUUGGCGUCUGAUGGUGAUUUCUGGAUUGGCCUCAGGAGGCUGGAGGAGAAGCAGGGCAACAGCACAGCCUGCCAGGACCUUUAUGCUUGGACAGAUGGAAGCACAUCACAAUUCAGGAACUGGUAUGUGGAUGAACCUUCCUGUGGCAGCGAGAUCUGCGUGGUCAUGUACCAUCAGCCAUCGGCACCAGCGGGCAUCGGGGGCUCAUACAUGUUCCAGUGGAAUGAUGACCGGUGCAACAUGAAGAACAAUUUCAUUUGCAAAUACGCUGACGAGAAACCAAGUACAACACCUUCUAUAAGGCCUGGAGGUGAAGCAACUGAGCCAGCAACACCAUCACUUCCAGAGGAAACACAGCAAGAAGACAUCAAAGAAACAUUUAAAGAAAGCAGAGGGGCUGCUUUGAAUCUUGCCUACAUCCUAAUCCCCAGCUUGAUUCCCCUUUUCCUCCUACUAGUGGUCCUUUCAGCUGCAUGCUGGCUUUGCAUCUGCAGAAGGAGAAAACAAGAGCAGUCAGACCCUGGCACAAAGGAGCAACACACCAUUUGGCCCACUCCUCACCAAGAAAACAGCCCCAACCUAGAUGUUUACAAUGUCAUUAGAAAACAAAGUGAAGCCGAUUUAGCUGAGCCCCGGCCAGACCUGAAGAACAUCUCAUUCCGGGUGUGUUCUGGUGAAGCCACUCCCGAUGACCUAUCUUGUGACUAUGACAACAUGGCUGUGAACCCUUCAGAAAGUGGGUUUGUAACUCUGGCAAGUAUGGAGAGUGGAUUUGUGACCAACGACAUUUAUGAGUUCUCCCCGGACAGAAUGGGGAGGAGCAAGGAGAGUGGAUGGGUGGAAAAUGAAAUAUAUUACUAAGACAUGUG
This is a messenger RNA of Peromyscus maniculatus bairdii (prairie deer mouse), 1505 nucleotides long. NCBI's taxonomy places the organism in Eukaryota, Metazoa, Chordata, Mammalia, Rodentia, Cricetidae. The record is from RefSeq and is a predicted model, not a curated record.